Molecule: messenger RNA, 354 nt
Organism: Morchella importuna
Lineage: Eukaryota; Fungi; Ascomycota; Pezizomycetes; Pezizales; Morchellaceae
Exons: 3
Coding region: 1-354 (117 amino acids)
Source: RefSeq, a predicted model, not a curated record
AUGCAGAUCACAUAUUCUGUUGUCGCUUUUGUUAUGGCCAUUGCCGGCACCAACGCUGUUCCUGUCGCGGGUGCUAACGCGGCACCAGUCACCACGUUUGCUGGGCCCCUGACCCUUGAUUUUGAUACCUGCACCACUUUGCAGCAGAGAUUAACGGACAUUGCACGGGCAAGCUGGGCAGAAGGAGAGUUGUUGGCGAAAUGCCAAAGUUGCUUCAACCAGGGCUUUAUGGAGUACUGCCAUCACAGGAGCGAUAAACCCGAGGACGCGGCUGGGAAGCAUGGAAGAAUUGCAAAUGUACCAGAGAGCUCGAAGGAGUGCUACCGAAAGAUGUUUGCCGGGUGUGAAGCGUGA